Tigriopus californicus is the source of this 4799-nucleotide messenger RNA. RefSeq names its product juvenile hormone esterase-like. The record is from RefSeq and is a predicted model, not a curated record. NCBI's taxonomy places the organism in Eukaryota, Metazoa, Arthropoda, Copepoda, Harpacticoida, Harpacticidae.
UGUUACGUGGUCAUUGUUUGCUUUGGAUAUAGUUCUAUUGCAGGCUACUUAUACGUCCGCAGCAAAACUUUGCAUUGUCAGUUCUUUAGCUUGGUGAUAAAUGCCAACAGACAAGAAAAUCAUUCCUAACACCUUGGGCCUAAUCACCAUGCCUGCUGUUUGUUUCAUAUUGGCUUUGACAUUAAUUGGUGAGGUUCAGAGAGUGAUCGUGGACACCCAGCAUGGACCAGUUUUAGGCACCAUUGAAACCAGCUUUGAAGGCCACGAUUUUUUCGGAAUUCACAGCAUCCCUUAUGCCCAACCACCCAUAGGAGAUCUUCGAUGCCGGGAUCCUUUGCCCUUUGGUGAUUGGGAGGGAGUGCUCAACGGCACAGAAGAUGGACCAGAAUGCAUUCAGAUCCCGGCACUCAUUGAAACUGGAACGAUUGGCCAAGAGGAUUGCUUAUGGUUGAGCGUAUAUACGCCAAGUUUAGUUCCAGAUUCAAACCUACCCGUGGUGGUCUGGAUCCAUGGAGGACGAUGGUUGGUGGGAUCUGGACGUCAAAGCAGUUAUGGACCCCAUCAGCUCAUUGACCGGAGCGUGGUAGUGGUCCAGAUCCAAUAUCGGUUGGGAGCCCUUGGAUGGUUGAGCACCGAGGACUCGGUUGCCCCAGGAAACUAUGCUUUCAAAGACCAAGUACCAGCCUUGAAGUGGGUCAAGGCCAAUAUCCAUGCCUUUGGGGGGAACCCAGAACAAAUCACUCUUUUGGGACAGAGUGCAGGGGCCGCCAGUGCCCAUGCUCAUAUUAUCUCUCCUAUGAGCAAGGGGUUGUUCCAACGUGUCAUCUCCAUGAGUGGAACAGUCAAAAACCGAUCAUGAUCUAAUUGCCAAGAGGCAAGUCGAGUUUUUGGGUUGCCCCACUGACACCUCGGAGGCCCUGAUUGAGUGCCUCCGUACUGUGGAUGCUGUCACAUUGACUACUUCCGCCACAGGGUUCUCCCAAUUCUUUCCUGACUCGGCAGCCAAAUUACCAAUGGGUGCGUUUGAUCCUCGAGUCGAUGCAGAGGCCGAGGAACCAUUUUGAACCAUGGAUCCUAUCGAGGCAUUAACUUUGGGUAAAUUUAUGACUGGUUUGGCUUCCAUGGAGUCGAGUUGGUACACUGUUGAGCUCUUUGGAGAGAUGUGGGCAGACAGAUUGGCUUAUGCCAAUGAAAAUCAGCAGGAAGUCUUGGCUUUGUUGUUUGCUCAUUCAAACAUUGCACCAGAGGUAAGAGGUCCUUAGGCCCCAUUUUGGGCCAAAUAUUAUGCUUAUCAUUGAACAUUGAAGGACCAAGACAAGGCCUUCGAAUUCUACUUCAACUAGGAGAUGUGGAAUCGAACCGAACAUCGCGUCACAGCUGCCGAAUUUAUGACUGACUCGCUCUUCAAUCUUGACGUGAUUCAAGGCGUCUAUCUGCAAUCUCGGCGGUCCUUCUCCAAUUUAUUUUUCUAUAAAUUUAACUACAUUGCCAGUUGGGGCUACGUUAAUAUGUACAACGAGACCCCGGCCGAUCACGGAGGAGUGGCUCACUUGGACGACUUACGUUAUUUCAUGAGGUAGACAUCCGAAGCUGACAACAACUUUAAGCCCUAGAGCUCCUCCUGAACAAAGGUUAAUUGUGUUGUUCGCUUUUAGCAGGCCUUGGGCUGGCCCUCAUAACGAAUAGGAUAAGGCCAUGGUCAAGUUGUACACAACCUAGUUUGCCAACUUCAUUCGAACUGGAGAUCUGAGAAAUGGAAAUUUGCAAGAGGACUAUUUACCCGAAUACUGAGUCAGUCAUGGCUAUCAAUAGACUGUUGAAUUUUGAAUCGGGUUUGAGUAUCUUGCUCAAAUUUGUCUUUUCAGCAAAACUUUUCAAAGUUUGGCUAAUAAGUACUUUCUACGCAUUUUCACAAUUUCUUAAGGACUUCACGGUUCUAGGACCCAGGGACCAAAGAGUCUCCAAGCAAUUCCCAGAAAGUAAGACGGGAAUCGCCGAUCUCUUACUUGGCCCUCCUAAUGAUUUUGUUUCCAUUUUACAUUAUUAUCAAUACUUUUUCACCGUCAGCAAAUUCCAAGCCACUAAUUCCAUUUAAAGCAUUUGUGUCAUGUUAAAAACUUCAAGCGUUGGAUGUAAUAGCACUGGCGUGGAAGCUGGAGAUCCUAAUAUGCUUUACUACCUACUUGUGAAUGAAACGGCAAUCUAAGUGGCCAAAAUGACAGCUAUGAUGGCAGAAUCAUUAAUGGCUUUGAAGAAAAAAGAUCAUAGCUUUUGGCUCAGCAUGAAGCCGUAUUCUUUGGCAAGAUAAUUCACUCCUGGACAUCCGUAAUGUCGGUUUGAGAAUCCCGUAUGCAAAUGUGCAAUUUUUAACCAUUACCGUCAGGAGGAGAAGUACCGAAGUGGUUAGCGAAGUUUUCUAGCAUAAGAUAGGCCACAAGGUUUGAUUUUUCGCCUCGACCUUUCUCAAGUAAACUAUUACACGUUAACCACACCCGGAGAACCAAACGGGUGCAGACCAUGACACUGCUCAUAGGACAUAAAAGCGAAUAUUGUGAUGGCGAGGUUCGCCCCUCCAUGUACACUAUGUAUCAGUCUCUGUUCAAUUUGAAAGCCAUCGGGAUUCACCGUUUGAGCUGCGUAGCAUGGAGCACAAUGAAGUACUAUUGAUUGUAGCUAGAAGGCAAAGCUUGGAACACAGGUCAAGUGCGACAAGAUGUUAGGUAGGGUAUACCAGUUGCAAGUACAAUUGAACCAACCUAAUUGAUCCCAAGAGAAAAAUAUAACCAAAAAGCAACACCAUCACUAGCACUGGUCAGGUUAUUGCCUAACUCAAUUGCCAGACCGGCCUUUUCUCCUGGUUUCAUCAACAUUUAUAACAUAAAUUUCCAUUCUCAAUCAUUUGACUCCUCUUUUGGAAUGGAUGUAUAUACAUAUGUAUGUAUGUAAGAGAUGUUAUCAUUCUAAAUUACGUAGUAGCUGAUUUGGUUUGGGUUCUCAAAGACCAAAGUCUUGACUGGAGAUGAAAAGUGCUUGGUCAUGAAUAAAUGCAUACUAGUCAAAAUAAAAAAAAAGUGUAAAAUACCUGGCCUCAUGGACACCAACAGCAGAGGGGUACAGUGGAAGCGUGCUGGGCUCAUAACCCAGAGGUCAGUAGAUGAAAAACUACGCUCUGUUAGCCACACCCGCCGUUUGAUGAGACGGAUUGCGAGUUGAGUAAGAUUGAAAGGGUCCUGCGCAGCUUCAUGUACAAGUUGUACAGAUGGAAGAUGUGCACCACCUGAGUGAUUUGGAAGGACUACCAUAUGAGUUAAAUGGUCAGUCACCUGAGCAUCAAUGAACUGAGCUUUUGUCUUCAACAACAGUCAUCCGCCUGGCUUGAGUUUUGCACCCACACAUCGACAGUUGGUCAACUUACCGUCAUUCCUGUUUGCCAUUCAUUCACUCAAUUAGUUUUUUUUUUCACUGCGCUUUGGUAAGAAGGAAUUACUUUAAAACCUGAUAAGUUUAUUGCUCAUUUAUGUGUAUGUUUAGGUUUAGCAGUUUCUCUCUGAUUUAGUAGUGAAGAAGUAGUGUAGUAUGUCUAGUUCCAAAUCGUUAUGUGUAGUUCUUUAGUUUGAUUGUAUUGGCCCUUGACAGUUAGAAGUUAUUGUUCAUUAGUGCGAUGAGUUCAAUUUUGUGUUAGAUCAGUUUGCCGAGUUUAUUUCUGUGUUUUUGUGUUGUUUUCCUAGUUUACAUUUGUUCUUGAUUCCUUGUUUUUCUCUGUCCCUUACUUCUUGUUUACUAUCUCCAUCUUAUAUUUGUAUGUUAAGUUUGAUGUGAAGUAGUUAAUCCCACUUUUGCUCUGUUGUCCUGUAUCUCAGGACAAGAUUGCACAGCCUUUUAUUUUUCUUAUUUUUCUAGGUCUCUUGAUUUUGUUGCUCAUAGAUAGUUCCUCCUGCAUUCAUGAUGGAAGCUGUUUUUGGAAAGUCAGCAAAGAGGCUAGACAAUGUUUGGACUUGGUCUUAGCAGGAAAGGAUCCUUCCGUAGUCAAUAAACCCUUUAUUAUAGAGGCUUUAGCUGUUUAGGUCAAUGAAACCAGGGUGAUGCUUGAAGAGCAGGCUGACCCAAUAACUAAGAAGUCGACCGAUUUGACCAGUGUCAAGGUUGAAAAGGUGUCUCCACUUAUAGUAGAGCAGGAUAUAAUAGUUUUAAAUAAAACAGUCUGUCCUGUUUACCAGAAGCAGCCUUGUCCUGAAGAAGGAAAAGACUGUCAGUUUGGCUACCCUCAAUGGUGUCAAAAGCUUCUCAAGUUCGGACUUGAGAAGUGCAAUGGGAAGAAGGGAUGUUCAAAGGUAGAUCGUCCUUUUUUUCAUCCGUACAUGUGUCGUCAGUCCAUGACACUUAAGACGUGCUUUUAUGUACGGUGUACCUCCGUCCACGUAGAAGGGACACAAAGAAAGGCGAGAAAUAGGAUAGCUCAGUUUCAUAGCUUUAGAGCUGACCCUAUUCCUAAACCUAAUCCCACCCCACCCCCCUUCCUUACCCCGUUUAGCUUCCUCCCUCCCUCUCCUUCCAUCUCCCAUUCUCUCUCCCAAUUCCCUCCUCCUCCCUCAAAUACCCAAUCUAUGACCAUUCGUAUAAACACUCUCCUCCCUAAAAUUCCUUGCCCCACCCCUAUUCCCAAAAUUCGUUCCUAUUCUAAUGUUUGCAUAAUAUAGAGAGGUUUAAAAUCAGUUUCAGGGUCUCGUCUUUGCAACAACAAACUUAAAACGUGUUGUCAUUUUCAUGGUGACAAAUCAUUAGGUUAUGGAUUCUUGGAG